AUGGGGGUUCAGAUGGCUAAGAAUGACACAGAGCGCCGAGAUGCGAUCUUCGGAUCAUCCGAGUAUAUGGCUGGUAAACUUGCUUAUUCAUCGAGAGAGACUGCUGAUACGAUGGCAACGAUAAAGAAUGAGACCGUUGAAAAGCUUGCUGAUGUCACCGAUCGGUCUUCCGCGAAUAUCCUUGCCGCUACCGACAAGAAUACCGAAGAUAUCCAAAAUAUUCACUCCAACACAUGUAAUGCCGUGGAGAAUCGGAUUAUUGGGUGGAUCUUCCAGGCCCCCUAUUCAGAUGCUUAG
This is a messenger RNA of Penicillium antarcticum, 297 nucleotides long. RefSeq lists its product as uncharacterized. The transcript has 3 exons. NCBI's taxonomy places the organism in Eukaryota, Fungi, Ascomycota, Eurotiomycetes, Eurotiales, Aspergillaceae. The coding region runs from base 1 to 297 and encodes 98 amino acids. The record is from RefSeq and is a predicted model, not a curated record.